Anopheles gambiae (African malaria mosquito) is the source of this 1056-nucleotide messenger RNA. RefSeq lists its product as uncharacterized. NCBI's taxonomy places the organism in Eukaryota, Metazoa, Arthropoda, Insecta, Diptera, Culicidae. The record is from RefSeq and is a predicted model, not a curated record. The transcript is spliced from 2 exons. Bases 5 to 316 code for a protein of 103 amino acids.
CAGGAUGGCGGGAAGGGCGAUGAAGAAACUAGCACUUGCGGUGCUGGGAAGUUUGCUAGGGCUGUGCACCGUACUGGUACAGGGCGGUGAGGUUAAUAGUGAAACUGCGCUUACCGCACGAUCGGAUCAGUACUACGAUGAGAUGUGGUAUCGAUUCUGGACCUUUCCUGUGACGAUGGCCAUCAAGGCGAAGGUGGUGGCUUGGCUGUUGUUCAUCACGUACUUUAGCACGAUCAUGCAGGCACUGGUGUAUCAGCGAACGGAACCCCAACUGCCGGAAAUAUAUUCCGUGCCGGCCCACAGCGAUUGGGGGUAAGUAAGAAAAGUUUAAAAAAGUGGAUAAAUGUAUCAGAUUCUACACCCUAUUUUCUCAUAGACAUCCACCGAUCUUCACGAGUUGGGGCUAAACUCGUCAACGAUUCAGCGAAGCAAGGAUCACCACUAAGACUGAAACGUUCAAGUGUAUUUAUUUAAACAUAAUAAAAUUGUGCCUAUUUAUUUUAACUAUGUUUUCUAUUGCUUAUGCAACUACUCGCUAUUUACAAUGUAAUAAUAUGUGUAACGUGUACUUACUAAUAGUAAUGCUUCUAUUUAGCACCUUUCCCUUUGAUGCAAAAUAAUUUUCACAUUGCAUUACGCAGUUGCGACGGAGGCACGAUGAUGGAAAGUCACCGCGUCAUGCAAGAUGAGUUCGUUAGUUUCCUUUGGCUCGUUGAACGUUCAACAACCAUUCGUGAUAGUGACAGAAGGAGAAGGAUGUUCUGGGGAUUUAUUUUGAUAUUAGUUAUCAGUGAUGGCUGCAACGCUUUCACCCAACACGACGGAUAUAGCUUAACAGCACUAGCUACAAAAGGAACAGUUGCAAAACGUUCAGAUGAUUAUUUUAACGAAGUUGGUAAGAAUAGAUUUUUAUAGUGGUAAUUUGAAUUUAAAAAUAAUAUUUUCUUCUCCCAUUGCUAGGCUUUUUCGCGCACGUUACCACUUUUGAAGCGUUGGCAAUAGUGGCGUUCGUGGCUAAAGUUUGGAUCUUUCUAAAGACGUACCUAAUUUACGCUC